This is a messenger RNA of Porites evermanni, 9608 nucleotides long. The record is from the annotation of a GenBank genome assembly. Lineage: Eukaryota; Metazoa; Cnidaria; Anthozoa; Scleractinia; Poritidae.
UUUAUUGUCGCUUUCAGGCUUCUUUUGAGUAUCUUUCUGACUGGUUUUGCAUAUGAAGUUCGUCAAGUAUCGUCUUCAAAUGAGGCUGCUCAGCAAACCUUGGACACACUUGAGCUGACAAACUGCCGCGACGAGCUCAAAGACCGAUUAGCAUGUCUCCGGUACAAUUAUCGCACUAUUAACGGCUCAUGCAACAAUUUGUGUAACAUAACUCAGGGAGCAACUGGAAGACCACUACGACGUUUCCGUAAUCUCGGUGCGGAAUAUGAACCACCAAAUGAUCAACCUCGAAGUAAAACAGUGAAUAACCAGCCCUUGCCAAAUCCAAGGCGAAUAAGCCGAGUUGUCUUUCGUAGCAAUAAUAGAGAUGUAAACGGCAUCAGACCGGAUUUCACUCACAUAACCAUGACCUGGGGACAAUUCUUAGAUCAUGACGUCACUCUGACAGAGCUGACACCAAAUGUGGAGUGCGGGGGCAACGAUGAACCGUGUGUAACCAACAACGAUGAUUGCAUUGGAAUUCCUUUGAAUGGCAAUAACGGUAACGAUAGAUUGGAAUUUAAUUUAACAGCAGAGUGUAUACCCCUGAGAAGGUCCCUAAGGGUAGACUCGCAACAGGUAGGUCAUAGAGAAUAAGAACAAUAAUCUUGCAUCAUUAAUUAUAAAUGCAUGCCUGUGUUUAUAGCUUCACGGAAAAGCACUGCCGUGAAGAAUCGCUGGAAUUUUAGUAUUGAUUAAUCUCACAGUCGGUAUACUCUUGCUUUUGCAGCGUGAGACUGCUGAUAGUAACCCGAUAAAGGUGGCUCUACCGGGGGGGGGGGGAGGUGUCUCCAAGGAAAUCUGUGGUACAGUCCGCCUGAAGGCCAUCGCCAUCGUAAAUUAUUCUAGACUGUUGACUGUUACUGUAAUGUAAAGGGAUUAAGAUAAUGAUUAUGAAGAUGAUGAUGACGAGCACGAGAACGACGACGACGACGAUGAUGAUGAUGAUGAUGACCAUGAUCAUGGCAUCUUUGCUAUCUAGAAUCAAUUAUCAAGUUGUUUUGUGGCCUCUGAGGCGCCUUAAUUUGAGCAAGCGUAAUUCAAGGUCAUGAUUCUUUUAUUUUCCUGAACUAUCAGCUUCAAAGCCUAAUGUUACAAUUUGUUGAGUCUCUUGCAAUCUCAGCUUAAGUGCAAAAGACAAUUACAUUGUGUAUCCAUUUUAUCAACGACCAUCAUCAUCAACAGCAUCGAUCAUCAUGCAUGGGUUGUUCUUCCUGUUAGGUAAAUGAGAUCACGUCUUACAUCGAUGCCUCACAAGUGUACGGAUCGGAUGAAGCUUUGGCAUUGAGGCUUCGAGACACAAAAGCAAACCUAGGGUUCUUGGAUGUGAGUCCUUACAUCAACACUAAUGAUAGACCCAGGCUACCAGAUGCCGAAGCAGAAGCUUUCUGCAGAUCAACAGAUCGCAGUAGCAGACCGUGCUUUCUUGCUGGUGACAUAAGAGUGAACGAGAAUCACGGUAAACGUUUAAAUGAUUCUAAGUUUCAGAGACUAGUAUUUAUUGCUGGCAAUCACUUAUAUUUAACUAAAGAGAACAAAUAAGAACAAAAAAAAACUAAAUAAGAACGGUAAAGGUAUUAAAUCAGAGUUCAACUGACGUGCUCUGAAUUUCCCGGUUUGUGUUUACUGUGCAUAAAAAGUGGAAAAGAAGCUAAAAGCAAUAUUAAUUGUGUGUAUCUCACACCUUUCGGUGAUCAAGCUGGACCCGCGCUGAUUCGGCCGGACUUGUAGCCGUCAGAGCUGUUAAUAAGCAUUAAUAUAAAGCUUGUGUAACUAACCUUUUCGCUGUUCCUCUCUUUUUAUUUAACAGCUUUGAUGGCGAUGCACUUGCUAUGGGUACGUGAGCACAAUCGUAUCGCAAAAGUAUUGCACGUGCUCAAUCCUCACUGGGAUGACGAGAGGCUAUAUCAGGAAGCACGUAAGAUUGUUGGGGCUGAGAUUCAACACAUAACUUACAAUGAGUGGCUUGUAGUUCUUUUCCCAAGUAGAGAAUUGGUAAGAAAAUGGUAAAAAUAUGUUUACGCCAGUUUUCUUUUCAAGACAAAAUCCUUUUCAGGAGAAAAAUAGAUAAAUAAUAAUUGCGGCUUGGUACACACAAAAACGUUUACACGCACACACUGACUCGCUCUGUACCCAGCCUCAAGGAUUCGUAGCUAAACGCUGAUGGUAGCUGACUAAUCCACCUUUUGUUGUUGACAAAGCAACAGUCGGAAUUAGACAAUUUGUGGAUCUUUUAAUUUCCUUACAAUUAUAGAGAUGUUUUAUUUUUUUCAAGUCAAAUGUUUAAUUUCCUAGAAUGUUUACAAAUCUACCUACGGCUGUAAUUCAUACCACCUGCAAGCAUAAUUUUAAUGAACUCGGCACACAGUAGGAUAAUCGUUUCUCCCAAAGAGCUUUUUCGAGUAUUUGCUCAUUGCGCAUGCUAUAAUUAUAAGUGAUUAUGAUCCAUUCAAAAUAUUUCGCCGUUUCUAAUUGGCUUCAAUUCUCUCGCUAAUUCUUUAUUCAGCGCUGACCAUAUAUGGCAGAUACUUUAAUAUACCAUCACAACCUCGUUUUCAGGUAGCUGUCGCCAGGUAAACCAUUAGGUUUUCAGUAUAGCUGACCACCAUUGUACCAAUUAGUUUUCGUUUAAAAUACAGGCGAAGAACGGUAAAGAGCGAAAAAAAUAUAACAAAUUAAACAAUAACUGCAAAAUAAGAAAAAGAAAAAAAUUCUACGAAAAAAGAAGGGUUCUUAAGAAGUUAGAAUAUAGUUUUGAAUGACUAAUAUUAAUAAAUACAAUUAUUGAAUUCGACUUUCGUAUGAUAUGAAGAGUUAUGCAAAUCCCGCAGACCGUUUUCACUCUCCUCGAUCUGCAUAAUUUGUCCGAGUCCAGCAUUCAAUAAUAGCUAAUUACGUUUUGUUUAUACUUCUGUUGCAGAGAAGACAAAAUGGUCUUUUGUUGGAGCCUAAAGGUAGCUUCUUCACCCAAUAUGAUCCCACAAUUAAUGCGGAAAUGUUCAACAGCUUCUCUACAGCCGCUUUCAGAAUGGGCCAUACUCUGAUUCGCGACACUUUCGCUCUUUUGAGCCCCAACUUCAACCGUACAGCAUUUGACUCACCAAAUGAAUUAGACACGAGAGACUUCUUCAACCCAGAUCGAUUCUAUCAGCUAGGAGACAACGCAUAUGGAGGAAUUUUGCUUGGGCUGUUAAGGAAUUUUGCUCGAAAUUUUGAUGCGUAAGUUAAAAAUCCGUUAUGAAAUUAUAUGCUCUCGAACGACCUCUCAAGGGCCAGUUUUAUCUAGGCAGAGUCUCCUUGAUCACUGAAAUCUUUAACCAGUUGACCAGAAUUGUUUUAAACCAGUUAAACCAGUUGGGUAAAAAUUUAUUUUCUGAUCUCCGCCUACCCUGGUAAUCCCGUGGAUAGUGAUAACGGCUCCGGUACACAAGUCAUAUAUUAGCAUAAUUGGCUUACGGCACUAAAAUUCGAGAUUCAGAUUGGGUAGUUCUGACACGCUGUCAGGUUGCGAGAGUUCGGUAGGACUGACGCUCUGGGAAUAAUAGCCUAGUGCUCUCUGUCACUAUACAAAUUCCGGAUCAGGCUUUUCUUAUGGUGGAAGUCUGCGGGCUACAUGGAGGUAUGGAACUCCAGGUAGGUAUGGUAAAUAACCAGCUUAGGAGGGGUAACCCGCCUGUCCAUAUAAUUUUUCAUAUGGACACCCCACCUAUCACGUAAACCUUAUCAAAUUAAAAUGAGAGAAUAAAGGCGAGUUACCCCACCUAAUUAAGGUGGUUACCUCUCCUACCUGGGGUCCCCCACCUCCGUGUAAACAGGCCCAUACACGAAUGGCGUUGUGCUGUUGCCGUGCCGAACUAAAUUCACUUAUGUAUUUUGACUAGGUUAAAACAAGUAGAAAACAUUUUAAAAGUUGAUUAAACCUUUUAUUAUUAUUAUUGUUAUUAUUAUUAUUAUUAUUAUUAUUAUUAUUAUUAUUAUUAUCUCGCAGUAUAAAACUUUGGAAUGCUUUCAACAUUAUGAGUAGUAUAGGGCGCAUAACGUAACCUACACCACUUGAGAAGCUAUACUUAGAAGCAAAACAAGGUCGGUGCGAAACCUAAUACAAUCUUAAUAUACAUAAUGAUAUGAAUCUCUCUACUUAAAAAGCCAAUUUAACAUAUUAUUAAAUUCUUAUACUCUUGUAAAACCUACGCAAAAACAUGAUGAUAUAAUUAUCUCUAGAAGCCUGUUUAGAAAAUUAUUUAGUUUUUAUACUCUCAUUAUCUUUUAUAUACCUAAACAAGGCCAUCAUAAUAUGGUUAUCUCUAGUAAAAGCCUAUUUAGAACAAUAUGAAACUCUAAUACUCUAAAAAAAACCUACUGAAAACAUCAGCAAACUUGUGUUUCUGGAUUUCUAGAGGAAAAAAAAGAAAACCUAAAAACUGGAGUCCUUAGCGCCCUAACUAAGUAUUAUUAUUAUUAUUAUUAUUACUAUUGUUGUUGUUGUUAUUAUUAUUAUUAUUAUUAUUAUUAUUAUUAUUAUUAUUAUUUCUAUGCUUCAUUUUUGAAAACAGCUAUUUUAUUGAAACCAUGUCAUAGCACGGCACGCCGGCAGUAGAAAUACGUUUGAAACUGGAAUGCUUUUGAGUAAAAAACAGACUACACUGUAUUAUAUGUCAAGCCAAAAAAAAUAACCACGAUAAAAAUUAAAUGGACAUUAAGUUUCUUUUUUUUUUUAAUCGAAAGGAAUUGUAGAUAGUGCUUUAACUGCCGAAAGUUGUUUAAGCGAAAUAAAUUGUAAACAGGAUUUUAUAGUUAGCUUUGUUAUCAAUAAAGUUUCCAUUUAUUAUUUUUAAAAACCGUUAUAAUAUAUAUAUCUUUAUUUUUUGAUGUGGUAUAAUUUUUUUUUUCAGAAACUUUGUUCCAGCCGUACGAGAACGGCUCAUCAUUGAAGGACCAAAUUUUGAUGGCAUCGUUGGUGAUCUAGCAGCAGUAAACAUUCAGCGCGGAAGAGAUCAUGGCUUACCAGCUUAUGUGAAAUUCCGAGAAGCGUGCGGAGGGAAGCCAGCAUAUAGCUUUGCUGAUAUUGCUGAUACUGUUACUGACGCUCAAAUAAUAAGACUGAUGGACGUUUAUGGCGCUAACGGGGUGCAAGACGUCGAUUUGUUUGCGGGUGGUAUAAGUGAGCGACAGCAACCUGGUAGCGUACUUGGUUUUACCUUUACCUGUAUUAUGACCGAGCAAUUCAGAAAUUCACGUGUUGGCGACCGCUUUUGGUACGAGAGAGAUGAUCAUCAGACGGGUUUUACCAUCGAACAACUUGACCAAAUACGACACACUUCUCUUGCCAAAGUUAUCUGUGAUAAUACCGAUGAUGUUCGUCGAAUACAUCCGUGGGUCUUCUUACACAGAGACGCAGCACAAGCCCAAGGAAUCAAUAAUAAUGCAGUAUUCUGCGAUGAUCUGCCGUUUGCCGACUUGACUGUUUUUAAAGAUGGUGAGUAUAUACUAUUCAUCAACUGUCAGUGAAAGUCUUUACAGACAUUGUUGUACACAUAGUGAAGAUUAUGUGAUGAGGUUUAUUAUCAUGAAUUCUAUCAAGCUGUUCCAGGCAUAUACGAAAAAGCGUUAAAGGUCAAAAUUUAGAAUAAGGUUACACUUAGACAGGCGGUAGUGAGAAAACAGCCAGUUAGUUAAAUAGUCAAAUUUGUUGCUAAUAUCACAAUGACAUGGUAAGUAGCAUUGUGACGCAACUUUAAAGUGAUUUAAGUUAUUUGGAAAUUGUUUAUUACCUCAUUUAUUACCGUUACUAAAAAUAUAAGAUUUGAAAUUUAUUUACAAUUUUUUCAAAUUGAAACAUGCAAUUUUUUUAAAAUAAUUGUAUAGCUGUUAGUUAAUCCAAUAUUGUCACUGAGCAAAGCUAUUAUCCUUUAAUUUGUACGUUAAUUUUGAUAGUUUCAGAUAGGGCUUUCCUUUACAAAUAGGCAAACUGUCCAAUUUAAGAAAAAUAGGACAGCUAGUCUGAGCCAAUCAAAUGCCAGAAAAUACAAUAGGCAAUGCAAACUAGCCAAAAAGCGCAAAGUCCCUGUGACUAACGCGUCAAAAAAAAGUUUCUUUGGCUGAAGGCGGUUCGCCGGUGAACACUCUUGGCAUCUUGUUGCUGUGAAUGACGUUUUGUUUUGUUGCUGUUUUGUUUUGGCUUCUUGUCUGGGCCAUUUAAAAGGAAAAUUUAUGACCAAACUAAUAAAAGUUUGUAUCGGAAACAAUCAACGCAUAGAUUCUUGAAAAUGUACAAGCACUGAAACUUUGGAAAAGAAUAAGAAAACACUUGUACCUGUGUUUAGAUGUUAGCAUUACAUGCAAAAACAAACGGACACGGUCUGCGGAAAUCUUUUGAGGUAAUGAAUGAAAUGUUUAUUUUUCAUUCAUUGUAUUUAAUUUAAGUAUUUGCAUUGUUAGAGGCUCCGAAAAUCUGGCUCAGGAGAUGCUUUUCACCUGUAGCACUGUAUCAGCAUUCAGAUCAUUGAAGGAGCUUUCAAAAUUUUAAUUGCUAACAAAAUGCCAAAGUAUUAAAGAGCAAUUAUACUAGUUCUACGUUUGUUUAUCUGUAAAGAAUCACUGAGUGACUCAUAAAAACAAAUCUUUUUUAGAUCUUGCAGUGUGUUUUUGUUUCAACUGCAAACGGUUCGAAUGUACAAUAUUUCGCGUCUGUGAAACGCUAAAAAAAUCUAGAUUAACUAACCAGCUAUAUAACUAGGGUAUCUAAAAGAUAGUAAUGCUGCGGCACAUUCUAUUGAUACUGGCAUUAGUCAGGCAGUGGGACUUAAAAGAAUCGAAAAUGACAUUGAAUGUCCUAUUUACAUGUUGGAAAGUAAUAAUUACCAUCAGUCUAUAGAAAGAACUCGUGGGAACGUUGUUUACAAAAUGAUCAUUACGACAAGUGGUUAUCAACUCUGGUUUUCCCACAGUAAAUUGUAGGAAAUGAUAGAAAUUCAGAUUGUUUAUCCAUAUAUUUAAUAUAGGGUGUACUAUCUUUUUUUCUUCACCCAAUAUGAUCCCACAAUUAAUGCGGAAAUGUUCAACAGCUUCUCUACAGCCGCUUUCAGAAUGGGCCAUACUCUGAUUCGCGACACUUUCGCUCUUUUGAGCCCCAACUUCAACCGUACAGCAUUUGACUCACCAAAUGAAUUAGACACGAGAGACUUCUUCAACCCAGAUCGAUUCUAUCAGCCAGGAGACAACGCAUAUGGAGGAAUUUUGCUGGGGCUGUUAAGGAAUUUUGCUCGAAAUUUUGAUGCGUAAGUUAAAAAUCCGUCAUGAAAUUAUAUGCUCUCGAACGACCUCUCAAGGGCCAGUUUUAUCUAGGCAGAGUCUCCUUCUUGAUCACUGAAAUCUUUAACCAGUUGACCAGAGUUGUUUUAAACCAGUUAAACCAGUUGGGUAAAAAUUUAUUUUCUGAUCUCCGCCUACCCUGGUAAUCCCGUGGAUAGUGAAAACGGCUCCGGUACACAAGUCAUAUAUUAGCAUAAUUGGCUUACGGCACUAAAAUUCGAGAUUCAGAUUGGGUAGUUCUGACACGCUGUCAGGUUGCGAGAGUUCGGUAGGACUGACGCUCUGGGAAUAAUAGCCUAGUGCUCUCUGUCACUAUACAAAUUCCGGAUCAGGCUUUUCUUAUGGUGGAAGUCUGCGGGCUACAUGGAGGUAUGGAACUCCAGGUAGGUAUGGUAAAUAACCAGCUUAGGAGGGGUAACCCGCCUGUCCAUAUAAUUUUUCAUAUGGACACCCCACCUAUCACGUAAACCUUAUCAAAUUAAAAUGAGAGAAUAAAGGCGAGUUACCCCACCUAAUUAAGGUGGUUACCUCUCCUACCUGGGGUCCCCCACCUCCGUGUAAACAGGCCCAUACACGAAUGGCGUUGUGCUGUUGCCGUGCCGAACUAAAUUCACUUAUGUAUUUUGACUAGGUUAAAACAAGUAGAAAACAUUUUAAAAGUUGAUUAAACCUUUUAUUAUUAUUAUUGUUAUUAUUAUUAUUAUUAUUAUUAUUAUUAUUAUUAUUAUUAUCUCGCAGUAUAAAACUUUGGAAUGCUUUCAACAUUAUGAGUAGUAUAGGGCGCAUAACGUAACCUACACCACUUGAGAAGCUAUACUUAGAAGCAAAACAAGGUCGGUGCGAAACCUAAUACAAUCUUAAUAUACAUAAUGAUAUGAAUCUCUCUACUUAAAAAGCCAAUUUAACAUAUUAUUAAAUUCUUAUACUCUUGUAAAACCUACGCAAAAACAUGAUGAUAUAAUUAUCUCUAGAAGCCUGUUUAGAAAAUUAUUUAGUUUUUAUACUCUCAUUAUCUUUUAUAUACCUAAACAAGGCCAUCAUAAUAUGGUUAUCUCUAGUAAAAGCCUAUUUAGAACAAUAUGAAACUCUAAUACUCUAAAAAAAACCUACUGAAAACAUCAGCAAACUUGUGUUUCUGGAUUUCUAGAGGAAAAAAAAGAAAACCUAAAAACUGGAGUCCUUAGCGCCCUAACUAAGUAUUAUUAUUAUUAUUAUUAUUACUAUUGUUGUUGUUGUUAUUAUUAUUAUUAUUAUUAUUAUUAUUAUUAUUAUUAUUAUUUCUAUGCUUCAUUUUUGAAAACAGCUAUUUUAUUGAAACCAUGUCAUAGCACGGCACGCCGGCAGUAGAAAUACGUUUGAAACUGGAAUGCUUUUGAGUAAAAAACAGACUACACUGUAUUAUAUGUCAAGCCAAAAAAAAUAACCACGAUAAAAAUUAAAUGGACAUUAAGUUUCUUUUUUUUUUUAAUCGAAAGGAAUUGUAGAUAGUGCUUUAACUGCCGAAAGUUGUUUAAGCGAAAUAAAUUGUAAACAGGAUUUUAUAGUUAGCUUUGUUAUCAAUAAAGUUUCCAUUUAUUAUUUUUAAAAACCGUUAUAAUAUAUAUAUCUUUAUUUUUUGAUGUGGUAUAAUUUUUUUUUUCAGAAACUUUGUUCCAGCCGUACGAGAACGGCUCAUCAUUGAAGGACCAAAUUUUGAUGGCAUCGUUGGUGAUCUAGCAGCAGUAAACAUUCAGCGCGGAAGAGAUCAUGGCUUACCAGCUUAUGUGAAAUUCCGAGAAGCGUGCGGAGGGAAGCCAGCAUAUAGCUUUGCUGAUAUUGCUGAUACUGUUACUGACGCUCAAAUAAUAAGACUGAUGGACGUUUAUGGCGCUAACGGGGUGCAAGACGUCGAUUUGUUUGCGGGUGGUAUAAGUGAGCGACAGCAACCUGGUAGCGUACUUGGUUUUACCUUUACCUGUAUUAUGACCGAGCAAUUCAGAAAUUCACGUGUUGGCGACCGCUUUUGGUACGAGAGAGAUGAUCAUCAGACGGGUUUUACCAUCGAACAACUUGACCAAAUACGACACACUUCUCUUGCCAAAGUUAUCUGUGAUAAUACCGAUGAUGUUCGUCGAAUACAUCCGUGGGUCUUCUUACACAGAGACGCAGCACAAGCCCAAGGAAUCAAUAAUAAUGCAGUAUUCUGCGAUGAUCUGCCGUUUGCCGACUUGACUGUUUUUAAAGAUGGUGAGUAUAUACUAUUCAUCAACUGUCAGUGA